AUGACGAAAUGGAACAAACUGGUCCCCAAAAAAGUUAACUUGUUUGUUUGGAGGCUCAGACGUGAUGCGUUAACUACGAAUAUUAACUUGUUUGCGAGAGGUAUCGAUGUUAAUAUUGUCCGAUGCAUGAAUUGUGUUAAUGGUACUGAGCUAUUUGAUCAUGUCUUCCAACAUUGUAAGUUAGUAAAAGAUACAAGAAGCCUUCUUAGUCAAUGGUUGAAGCUGGACAUUCCUGAUGACCUUCCUAAUAGGAUUUUGUCUUGGUGCGACAAUCUUCAGAUUUUGGCGGCCAGUCGACAAAAAAAUGAAGCUAUUUUGUUUACUUGGUGGUGGCUUAUUUGGAAAGCUAGGAACAAUGCCUUACAUAAUGAUAUUCAUGAAUCUGGUAAGGAAAUUUAUUACUCCAUCACUGCGUUUUCUUAUCUUUGGUUAACUAGUCGUGAUAAGAAGACAUCUAUUGCGUGGGAUUCUUGGAUCGAGUCUCCAUUUAGCACUUAG
Erigeron canadensis is the source of this 498-nucleotide messenger RNA. RefSeq lists its product as uncharacterized. The transcript has a single exon. Lineage: Eukaryota; Viridiplantae; Streptophyta; Magnoliopsida; Asterales; Asteraceae. Bases 1 to 498 code for a protein of 165 amino acids. The record is from RefSeq and is a predicted model, not a curated record.